UCUUGUGUGUGUGUAUAUAACAGAAAGAAGAAAUCUGCUUCAACAACAAAAUCCUUCUCUCGAACUCAAAUCAUCACUACAACACAUACAACUUUCUGUGUAAAUUAAAAUGGCCAACGGUUUUUGCAUCUUUUUCUUCCUGUUCACAAUAUUUUCAGUUGCUUACUCCGCAAGAAAUCUAGAUGAAAUUAAUCCCCAACCCCAACAACCCGUAGGCAAUCUACCAGGACCUGGAGUUGCUACCAUUCCUUCAGUCACAACAGGACCAAUUCCCAUCACACCCCAAAUAACUCCGGUCGUAGCCGCAACCCCAGCCACAGCCACAGCCACUGCCACUGCCACUGGUCCUGCAACUGGAGAUUCAGGUGUUGAAGAUGCCAAUGCGGGCACAGGCAUUGAAGUUACCAAUGCAGGCCCACCAGUGGCUAGUCCGGCCAACGAGGGAACUCCGGCCGAACUUCCACAACCACAAGCCCAAGUCCCAGCCAUCCCUGAAGCAACACCACAAUCAAAAGAGCCGUCACUUUCUUUCUUCAUGCAUGACAUCCUUGGAGGAUCACAACCAUCAGCCAGAGUAGUGGCCGGAAUCAUCGCGAGCACCGAUGUAACCGGCCUACCAUUCUCAAAAGCCAACAACAAUAUCUUCCCAAUAAGUGGAGGAAUCCCACUAGUUAACCCCAAACUCAAUGGAAUCAUCACCAAUAACAAUUUGCCACUCCUUGUAGGCCUAAGUGGUGGACAAGCCUCCCCUGUGUUCAAAAAUAGUGGUACCGGCAACACGGUUACAGGAAGCAGUACCCAGCCGUUUAUCACGGCUGGGAACCUCCCGGCCGGGUUGACAGUACAAAAACUCAUGUUUGGCUCUGUGACUGUGAUUGAUGACCAAUUAACAGAAGGGCCAGAGCUAGGUUCUGCUGUGAUUGGAAAGGGACAAGGAUUCUACUUGGCUAGUUCAUUGGAUGGUUCAAGCAAAACAAUUGUGCUUACAAUUUUGAUGCAUGGUGAAAGUGAGAAUCACAACAAUGGAAUUGAGGAUACUAUAAGUUUCUUUGGGAUUCAUAGGACUGCAUCAACAGAAUCUGAGGUAGCAGUGAUUGGUGGAACUGGUAAGUAUGAGAAUGCUAAAGGGUAUGCUACUGUGGAAACACUUCUCAAGGAGGAUCAGCACACCACAGAUGGGGUUGAUACCAUACUCAAUUUCAAUGUCUAUCUUUCUGAGUAGUGAAUUGUAGAUCGACUUUCAUAUUUCUACUUUCAAUGUGUGUGCGUGUGUGGUUAAAAUUGUCACAAUCAUAGUCAAUGUUUGACUAAGAUUGAUCCAUCAUUGCUAAAGAAACCUUUGUCAUUCUUAUACUACAUGUGUGAAAAUUAUUACUAUGUUAUUAUUAUGUCUA
This is a messenger RNA of Arachis duranensis, 1394 nucleotides long. Its product is annotated as dirigent protein 9. The transcript has a single exon. Lineage: Eukaryota; Viridiplantae; Streptophyta; Magnoliopsida; Fabales; Fabaceae. Bases 110 to 1222 code for a protein of 370 amino acids. The record is from RefSeq and is a predicted model, not a curated record.